AAAGACACAUUUAAAGGGAAAGAUGAAGACGGCAGAGGAGAAGUAAGACGGGGGACGUCAAUCCCACGACGGUGCUAAAAGUCUGGGCUUCUUGGCAGCGGCUCAGCGCUGGCAGGCUGCAGAGUCACGGCUACGAACGCGGCCGUGAAGUAUUAAUGACCGGGAACACAGUGUGAUCCGAGGCUUUUAUCCAGCAAACAGCUCGCUCAAAAGGUCACAAUAACAGCAACGGGCUGGUGUUCUUUCCAUCGGACCACCUCAUCAGCAGACGAGGAGUGGAAAGUCAUUUCUGCAACUCCACAGCCAAGACGGGGAAAUAAAAGAAAUGAAUCCACGCGCUCGCACCCAGUCGCUGCCGGACAAAUGCUAUUACUGCUCACUCUCAGGUCUUGGUGCUGUGAUGUAGCUCCAGGUGUGAUCCAGAGGAGACGACCUCAGAACAUCGACAACUUUCACUACCAGGUGGGACACUUGACACCACACCUCCACCGCAGAGCUGAGCUGAACACAAAAACGGACCCUCUGCGUGUGGCGCCCAUUAAUCAGAGCGCUGAGUAUCAAUGGAAAGCAACAUAAAAUCCAUUUCCUCUAUUUUAGUGGCGUUAAUGAAUUGUAAAGUCGCAGUCUGCGGCACUGCCUCCUCAAAUUCUUCAUUUCUGUUUAUCAUCACGUUGAUGUUGACCUGAGGCUGUGUAGCUUAUCUAUACAGUUUAGCCUAUGCCGUACUAUAAUUAAGAUGAGAUGGAUUUAAAUCUUUGUGUUCAGCUGGUUCUUCGGGCACCAGUCAUUUAUACUACACUUAUCUGCAUUGGUUUUAUAGGACUGUGCUAUCACAGCAGAUGUCAAUAAUUACCUUCAUUUCUGAAGGCAAACACCACUUUUAUCAGCUUCUCUCUGUCUAUAUGUGUGCAGAAUUUAUAGCACAUAUAUACAGUAUCUCUAUAGACUAUAUAUCUAUAAUGAGAGGGACAAUGCAUCUAGAAAAUAUACGAAUCAGAAAAAUGAACAGAAACCAAGUGGACGCUGGGAAAAACUGCGCUCGGCCUCGUUGGACCCUCCCACAGAAACCAGGCCAGCCCCCCCCCCGUCCUGCUCUGUGAUAAUCAGUCCAGAGUUCACCUGUCACUUAGUGUCCGACUGUCGAGCUUCUCUUCCCCAGCGCUUCUCGUCUACUACCACCACUCGAGAGACCUCUUCCCGCUCCUGCAUUGCACAGCCCUGAUUGGGAUGUGUCUGUGGAGUCACCGCCUGCACUGAGACUUUUAUCUGGACUGUGGAAUGACGUGAUUCCCAGGAAGCUGAUUUAGCACCGUUACGAAACCAGGAAACGUCUGUCUCACGUCAAUGCAUCAGUUUUAUGACCAGCGUGAGCAUAUUGACCCAUCCACUAGUGCACUUGGGUGCUAACAGUAGCACUAUGACCAGACGCUACCGUCACACCUGACGACAGGAUGCCCCUGUGGAAUGGCACCAGCCCAACGGAUCUGCUGGGAAACGCCAGCGACACCGGUGUGGGCAGAGUGGAGCGGGUGCUGGUCCCCAUGCUAGACGUCCUGAUUCUGGUGCUGGGGGUCGGGGGGCACAGCGUGGUGAUGGUGAUCCUGUGUGGGAGGGGGCUGCCGCGCGCUGGACAGUUUGCCCCGGGCUCCAUGACGGGCACGGGCACCGACAUCCUCCUGAUGGCUCUGAGCGCCGCCGACCUUGUGCUGCUCGCCAUGCUGCCCUUCCACACCGUGGCCACGGCGCUGCAGCACUGGCCUUUCGGGGAGGCGAUGUGUCGCCUGGUGGGCUUCCUGGGAUCGGCCUGCACCUCCGCCAGCGUCUUCACGCUGGCCGCACUGGCCGUGUCGCGGUACAUGACGGUGGUGCGGCCUGCCAGGGCCUACUCCCUCCUCUCCCCGCGCCGGGUGUCCGUUGCCGCCGCGCUCCUCUGGAUUCCGGCCUGCUGCCUGGCGGCUCCCCAGCUGAUCUUCCGCUACGUGGGGAACUCGCAACCAGCCUCCGAUGACCUCGCCUGCUCCGCCUUCGUGUCCCACCAGGACCAGUUGAUAUAUGGGGUGCUGCACUUCGUCAUGGCCUUCCUGCUGCCGCUGGUCACCAUCGCGGUGGCCUACGGCGGCAUCUACGUGUUCCUGUGGCGCGGCCAGCACGCCGGCCGGGCGCCCCAAGUGGAGCGCUACCAGAGCAAAGUGACCCAGACGUCGGCCAUGCUGGUGCUGGCGUUCACGCUGUGCUGGCUGCCGUCCUACAGCCUGACGCUGGCGCUGCUGGCAGAAGAAAGCUCAGGAGCCACUGGCACCUACCCACGCUACGGGGCCUUCACUGUGUUUGCACGCUUUAUGGCAACCUCGUCUACUGUGGUGAAUCCCAUCCUCUAUGUGCUCAUGUCCCAAAAAUUCAGACAGGACUUGUUACGUUUGUUCAGGAGGAAAGGACAAAGAGCAAGUGGGGCUGUGGCUUUGGCUGCUACCUGACAGUGAGCCUAUCAGCUGAUAAAGCUGAUCACCUUGACCUCAAAGACUGGAAGUCACAAUAAAACAAUUACAAGCUGAGAGACUUAUGUAACUGAUGAGAAAAUUCUACUCUGGAAGGCAAAACACGCAGCACGGGCAGCAGCUUUCCAAUUCAACACAACAGUCUCCGUGGAAGAGCAAACCAUUUGCUGGCAGCUACUGCUGUACAGACUCAGUGGGACAAACAGCCCUGAAUCACGCAUUCCUUGUAAAAGCAGCAUGAAAGUAAAAGCACUUUGGUGAAACAUUAA
This is a messenger RNA of Betta splendens (Siamese fighting fish), 2764 nucleotides long. Its product is annotated as galanin receptor type 2. NCBI's taxonomy places the organism in Eukaryota, Metazoa, Chordata, Actinopteri, Anabantiformes, Osphronemidae. Gene Ontology annotation, biological process: G protein-coupled receptor signaling pathway; immune response. Bases 1452 to 2474 code for a protein of 340 amino acids. Gene Ontology annotation, molecular function: G protein-coupled receptor activity. The record is from RefSeq and is a predicted model, not a curated record. The transcript is spliced from 3 exons. Gene Ontology annotation, cellular component: membrane.